GGAGAGGAGGCAGCGAAGAGAAAGAAGAGGAGGACAAGGAAAGAGAGUCAUGAGGCCUAUGCUGUUCCUGAGGAGGAUACGUGUAUGAAUGGAUGACAGGGAGACCUGGAGAGACAUGAGAUGGAUUCGUGGGAAGAUGACCAGGCUGAGCAGCGCUCUUGUCUCAUUUGCGGAGACCGCGCCACAGGACUGCACUAUGGCAUUAUUUCCUGCGAGGGCUGCAAGGGCUUCUUCAAGCGCAGCAUCUGCAACAAGCGCGUCUACCGCUGCAGCCGCGACAAGAACUGCGAGAUGUCCCGCAAACAGCGCAACCGCUGCCAGUACUGCAGGCUGCUCAAGUGCCUGCAGAUGGGGAUGAACCGCAAAGCAAUCAGAGAAGAUGGCAUGCCCGGAGGCAGGAAUAAAAGCAUCGGUCCUGUACAGAUUUCCGAUGAGGAGAUAGAGCGGAUUAUGUCCGGACAGGAGUUUAAGGAUGAUGCCAACAUGCCAGAACACACAUGGGGAAACAACGGCGACAGUGACCACAGUUCUCCAGGCAAUGGGGUCUCCGACGGGAAUCAGCCAUCUCCUGUAUCCACACUUUCAUCCAAUCGCUCUGUGGAGCUGAAUGGCUACACUGCAGCUUUGAGGGAACAGUACAUUGGCAAUGCAAUGGCCCAGCACUACCAGUUCCUCCCUCACCUGUUUGGAUACGCCGCCCAGCCUCGGAGCCUGUACCCCCAGAGUCAUACCCUCAUCAGCCAGCUGGUGGCAGCAGAGGAACUGGCACCGCUGGGCACGCCCAUGCUCAUCGAGGACGGGUAUCGGGUCACUCAGGUGGAGCUGUUCGCUCUCUUGUGUCGGCUGGCGGAUGAACUUCUCUUCAGACAGAUCUCCUGGAUUAAGAAGCUCCCUUUCUUCUGCGAGCUGUCCAUCGAGGACUACACGCGGCUCCUGAGCGCCACCUGGCAGGAGCUCAUCCUGCUGGCCUGUCUGACCGUCUACAGCGCCCAGGUGCUGGGCGAUCUCGCCAACGUCACCGACAAAUACACGCCGUCGGACGACGAGCUGCAGAGUUUCAGUGAGGACGGGAUGGAGGUGAUGGAGAAGCUGAUCUAUCUGUUCCGUAAGUUUCAUCAACUGAAGGUCAGCAAUGAGGAAUACGCAUGCAUGAAGGCCAUCAACUUCCUUAAUCAAGAUAUCCGCGGUCUGACCAAUGUGACCCAGCUGGAGCAGUUGAACAAGCGCUAUUGGUACGUUUGUCAGGAUUACACAGAGUACAAGUACCCUCACCAGCCCAAACGCUUUCCUGAGAUCAUGAUGUGUCUGCCAGAAAUUCGCUGCAUUGCAGGGAAGUUGGUCAACAUCCCUUUGGAGCAGCUCCCCCUGCUGUUUAAGGCAGUAUUGCACUCCUGUAAGUCAAGUCUUAACAACUACAGGACAAGCCCCUCCCCCUGCGUGACAAAGGGUACCGCCCCAGCCAACUAGCCCCGCCCCAUUGAAAACACCCUCCCCAUCUAUUGCACGGGGGUGGGGUGUUAUCUGGGGCCGGGUGUCAUCCCGGUAUCCUCCUCCUCCUCUUCCUCCUCUCAUGAAUGUGACAAGAAACUAUUUUAUGCAUUUUGUUUAGAUUAGUGUUGUUUUUUCUCUCUAUUUAUUACCAGACAGAGCUGAAUGUAUGUUGAUCCACACUGUGCACAUGCUCCUUUUCACACGAAAAUGCACAAAAAGCGCAGUGGAUUACACACGCUUCAGUCCAACUGCGCUACGCGACGUGUAACCACUGAUAGAUCUACCGCUUGGUUUUAUUUUAUACCUCCGUUCGCUUUCUGUCGACGCGGACAGAUAAAGGAGUUGUUUUGUUAGAAAGACUACCUCAGGAAAGAAAACGUUUCUCGCGCUCCCUCUCGGUUGUGCGACGCCCCGGGCCGCCGACGCCGCGCUUCGCGUUUGAGAACGUCUCGUCGUGUCUUGCGCGCUCGCGGUGCGCUGCACGAGCUCGUUAGUCGCGUGACCUCUUAACGCGUGGCUUUUUACCUUCCCGCAAAAGGCUGCGAUGCAGAGCGGGAUUGUUUACGCGAAAGAGAGGCGUGCGGGAAGGUUUCUCAAUCACAGGCCGGGGACGAAACGACAACAGAAUGUGUUUGUUAACAUCGUUGAUUGCUUUCUCUUUUAUUCUUCUUCUUUUUUUUUUUUUAAACCAAAGUGUUAUGCAAAUUUGGAGGGAAGUAAGCCCUUAAAUACGAGAGGCUUCUGGGGAGAACAAGCGGUGUCCAUCGUUAAAAGGCACACUCCAGCGUGGUUCGCACUCGGUGAAAUGUGUAUCGCGUUUUUUUUAAUUUUCGGAAAAACAAUCGGUUCCUUAAUUUGGAGCACUCGUCGAAGGAUGUAGAGUUUGAACACGAAGUACAUAUCAGCAUCCAGUCAGCGUUUUCCAACGUAAACGAUUAGCAUUAGCAUCAGAUUUGGUCGCGAAAUGCAUCCCGCCAAAUGCUCUCAAGCUAAAAUAAAGGGCAUUUAUUCGAGUUCAGACGGAGAAAAGUGGUUUUCCCCGCAGUCUAGUUACCUCCGGUCUGCUGCUCACGUUUUAAACAGGGUAAAGUUACCGUUUUUAUAAUUCGCUCGCAUCUCUAUCUCAGAUAUCGCAGUGCUGAUGUACUUGUAGGUUUAGUAGUUUGUAGUAUUCCGGACAUCGUAGGUCCUUUUUAGGCUUUUUUUAUGUUUUGAAUCUGGGGAGGGGGAAGUGUUUGUUUUGAAGACUUUUUUUUCGUUUUGGUUUUGAGUAUUGCCGUAAACCCGAUUAGAGAAGAAAAAAACAUGACUGAGAUGCUAGCUAGUCCGGUUAUAACGAGCCACCCCGACGCCUCUGGGUUUUCGGUUCGCGAUUCGUUUCGUCGGUUGGUUCCCGCCCAGGCGCACGCGGAUGUGCUCGCUGGAACUCUCAUCGUUUCAGACAUUCCAAACACGUUCGAUAUGCGUCGUAUUGUUUACAUAUUUGCACCAGACAAUGACAAAAAGGGCCAGAGUACCGAAGUCGCAUGUCCAGCUUGGUAACGGCCCAUCUCAAGCGCAGCUAAACCUCGGCGGCAACAUCUAGCGUUGUGUUGUUUGGUGGACGCUUCACGAGUACCUGUAAACCUUAAUCCUAAACGUUUCAUCCAUCCCACACCGCAUUCGUCUGUGUCCCUUCAUUCGUUUCAUUCGUUUACCGUGAUGGAUGGCCCCGAGGGAUGGUUUUGGAGUAGGCUCGACGUCAGACUAAACUCUUGAUGUGGUGAAAGGCUCCAAACAAGCCGACUUCUGCGAUACAGAGCCACCCACCCGCAUCGAAAUAAACCCCAAGGUGGUUAUUUAUCGCAAAACCGAGCCGCUCCAAACACCGGCCCUCCUGAAUUGAGUUUCUCAGACCGGCAUCUCUGGAAGAAACUCGGGAAUAGCCCUCUAUGUUGUUUAGUUAAGGAAGGGAAAGCCUUUUGACUUCUUCAAAAGAGCCACACUCCCCAUCUAGGUCUUUUUUUUUUUUUUGUUGUUGUUGUUUCAUAUUCUGCGAUGUGUCCUCGUUUGUUUCUUUUUAUGCAUUUUUCAUUGAAACUACCUCUUUUGUGUGUCAUCACGUAGCUUGCUUUCAUUAAGGAAAAGUAUUAAUCGUUAUUUAUUGGUUUCAAAGCGCCAGUGACCCUGUUUCUUUGUCCGUCUCAUAAGCCAUUCGGGAAACUUCAGAGUUAAUAGUUCUCACCAGUCGUAUUCCGUCAUUGUCUUAAAAUAAUUCCUAAAAUAAUUGCCUGAUAGACAUCAGAUGCUGCAUAUUUACCUCACUCUUCAAUGAAGACCAUUUCUCAGUGCAAUUAUAACGUGUGAAAUGAACAGUAUUAUAUUCCUAGUUGUAAACACUGUUUGUGAAUUGUUUUCAUGAAGAAUGUAUUUUUUUGUCUAUAUGACUUUAUUAUUGUUUCUCUACUGUUUACAAGCUUUAUCGUCGGUCCAACGUAAUCAUGUUAAUGCUUUGACACUUUUCAGCCAAUCAGAUUUCUUUCUUGAUUGUUACGGGUAUGCUGAUUGGCUAUUGAAAGACUAUCAAAGUGCUGUCAGUUUAACAUAGCCAGGGAACUUAUUUCAGUCUUGUACCAGUUCUCUUCGGGAUUCUUCUUGAUACGGGGAGAAUCGUAUUAGAAGAAACAUUGGUGAAUGUUGGGGCUUGAGAAAACCAUACAGAGCCAGACGAGAGAGGUUUUGAAACAUGGGUGAUAUCUCAGGGAAUAGACACGCUCCUAAAAAAAAGUCUAAUACAUGCUAAAUGAACUCCUUUCUAUCUGGUUUUGGGAGCGUUGUCUGAGGUGCUUUUCCUAACCCGUGUGUCACAAACCUCUUCUUCUGCUCCUCUGACUUUUACUACCUGUGAAGAAUGUGACCCAUAUGUGUUAUAAAGCAUGUUUAGAAUGUUUUAGGACUUGAAACCAAAUAAAUGUGAAUCUUAUGCA
This is a messenger RNA of Puntigrus tetrazona (Sumatra barb), 4457 nucleotides long. It is a transcript of the gene nr6a1a, whose product is annotated as nuclear receptor subfamily 6, group A, member 1a. The coding region runs from base 121 to 1467 and encodes 448 amino acids. The record is from RefSeq and is a predicted model, not a curated record. NCBI's taxonomy places the organism in Eukaryota, Metazoa, Chordata, Actinopteri, Cypriniformes, Cyprinidae. Gene Ontology annotation, biological process: regulation of DNA-templated transcription. The transcript has 9 exons. Gene Ontology annotation, molecular function: sequence-specific DNA binding; DNA-binding transcription factor activity; zinc ion binding.